This is a messenger RNA of Juglans regia (Persian walnut), 640 nucleotides long. RefSeq lists its product as uncharacterized. The coding region runs from base 125 to 328 and encodes 67 amino acids. The transcript has a single exon. The record is from RefSeq and is a predicted model, not a curated record. Lineage: Eukaryota; Viridiplantae; Streptophyta; Magnoliopsida; Fagales; Juglandaceae.
GAUUCCCCAAAAAAGAAAAAAAGCCUCUAAAUUACAGGAAUUCUGCACGGACGUAGGUGUUGCGGGCCGGGGAACGUGAUAAUUCACUCGGAUCCCUUACCAUUUGUUCCUGAUCUCUAAGAUAAUGAUGAUGACGAACCAGUUGGAGAACCUGGUGGAGUCGAUAAAGUCGAAGGUGCGGGGGCUGAAGAAGUCUAAAAAGAAGCCGUACGUGAAGAUGGACAAGAGCUCCAGCGUCAGGGUCGAGAUCCGCAGCAGGAAGGCCCGCAAGCUCAUCGACAAGACCCUCAAGGUCGCCGACCAACCCGGCAAGCGUAGUAUUUCUUGAUCAUCAUAAGUAAACAACCUCAUGGUCAUGUUUGUUUUGUUUUCUAGUUUAAAGAUGGGAUAGGAUAGACAAACAGACAGAUUUAUCUGCCUCUCUAUCCUUGUUCUAUGUUUACAGGUGGGUUUUCUUUGUUUUGUGGGUUCUGUUGUUAUUUGUAUAAGUGCCUACCGAUUCUGUGUUUAUGUUCGUUUUAAGGUUUCAAAGCCUUCGAAAAGAACAACAACAAAAGAAGGGUUUGAAACCAUAUCGGAACCGUCUCGGAUUGGCUUAUGUAUAAGAAACAAGGAUAUAUCUAAUUCUGUUUUCCAUUUU